CUCUUGUUCGAUCCCCUGACGGAACCUGUGACCAUUGAUCAGCUGACAUCAUAUGACAGAGGCGCAGACGCUUGUAGUACUGUAUUGUGAACGGGAGCUGUCAAAAAAAUGACGAGUCUUGGUCACUUGGAGCAGGUGGCUGCUGUGCAACGGGACUAUAUUGCCCAACCACGUCUUUGUUAUAAGACUGUUACGGGUGUCAAUGGUCCCCUUGUUAUCUUGGACGAUGUCAAGUUUCCAAAGUUUGCCGAGAUUGUCAAUCUGCACCUCGCUGAUGGCACUGAACGAAAGGGACAAGUGUUGGAAGUGAGCGGCUCUAAGGCUGUUGUUCAGGUAUUUGAAGGAACCUCUGGUGUGGAUGCCAAGCACACUGUGUGUGAAUUCACUGGUGACAUCUUGAGGACUCCAGUGUCAGAAGAUAUGUUAGGUCGUAUUUUCAAUGGUUCUGGCAAGCCUAUAGAUCAGGGUCCCACGGUGCUAGCAGAGGACUAUCUUGAUAUUCAGGGUCAGCCCAUCAACCCCUGGUCCCGUACCUACCCAGAGGAGAUGAUUCAGACGGGUAUCUCUUCAAUUGAUGUCAUGAACUCCAUUGCUAGAGGGCAGAAGAUCCCCAUCUUCUCUGCUGCUGGUCUACCUCAUAACGAAAUUGCUGCUCAGAUUUGUCGUCAAGCUGGUCUGGUCAAGGUACCCGCAAAGGGUGUACUUGAUGACCAUAAAGACAACUUUGCCAUUGUUUUUGCUGCUAUGGGUGUCAACAUGGAAACUGCCCGUUUCUUCAAGCAGGACUUUGAAGAAAAUGGCUCUAUGGAGAAUGUGUGUCUCUUCUUGAACCUUGCCAACGAUCCAACCAUUGAACGUAUCAUCACCCCACGUUUAGCCUUGACUACGGCCGAGUACUUGGCGUACCAGUGUGAGAAACAUGUUCUCAUUAUUCUCACCGACAUGUCUUCAUACGCUGAGGCCUUACGUGAGGUAUCUGCUGCCAGAGAAGAGGUACCUGGCCGUCGUGGUUUCCCUGGUUACAUGUACACAGAUUUGGCUACUAUUUAUGAACGUGCUGGUCGAGUUGAGGGCCGUCAGGGUUCUAUUACACAGAUCCCUAUUCUCACGAUGCCUAAUGAUGAUAUUACCCAUCCUAUUCCUGAUCUGACGGGUUAUAUCACAGAGGGCCAGAUUUAUGUUGAACGUCAGUUACACAAUCGUCAGAUCUAUCCUCCCAUCAAUGUACUACCAUCACUUUCUCGACUUAUGAAGUCUGCUAUUGGAGAAGGAAUGACUCGCAAGGACCACUCUGAUGUUUCCAAUCAGCUGUAUGCUUGUUAUGCCAUUGGCAAAGAUCUCCAGGCCAUGAAAGCUGUAGUGGGCGAAGAGGCUUUGACCUCUGAUGAUUUACUUUACCUCGAGUUCUUGGGGAAGUUUGAAAAGACAUUCAUCUCACAAGGAUCGUAUAUGAAACGUACUGUCUUUGAGUCGCUGGAUAUUGGGUGGCAGUUGCUUCGUAUCUUCCCCAAAGAAAUGCUCAAACGUAUCCCAGCUUCUACACUUGCAGAAUUCUACCCCCGUGACCGACCACAGUAAGAUGCAAAAAGAUGCAGUUCAGUAUUUGUGGUUUUGAUUAUACUUUUAAAAUUAAUGGUUGUACAUUUGUCAAAAGUAUAUUUUUGUUUACCGCUGUGCAAAUACAUGAAAGAACUUUAUUUUGGGGCUUAAAGCAAACUUUGAAGACAUUAUACGAGUCUAAUCAUGAUGGAAAUAAAUUUUAAGAAAUUAAAAACGGUUUUAGACAUAUUUUUUAAAGGUGAUGUAAGUUUCCAUUGUUAUAGGGGGUAGUUUUAAUCUUAUAUUGCCCAAAUAGGAACUAUUGUAGUUAAUUAAUAAAAUUAAAUUUUUUUGGCCUUAUGAUUGAUUUGUUAUUUAAUAAAUUUAGUUCCAUAUGUAAGUGUUUUUACAGUACUUACCUUGUCAUAAUUCAUGGACGCAGGUGACUUAUAGUAAUUUGGGUACAGACCUUCAACUGUUCAUCAUAACCUGAGUGGCAGCAUUCUGCCUUGGUUCCAUAACAUAUUGGCAGCAGCACUGCUUGAUCUAAUUAUAAAACGAGAACAAUUAGUGGAAAUAUAUUUGAUUUAAAUGCUGUCUUGCAAGGGUGGUCAUUGGGGAUAAAAAUGAAAAUUUCUUAAUGUGCAUAUUAAAGAUUAUGGUACCAAUGCAGCUAACAGGACAAACUUUCACCAUGUUAUGAGUUGGAGGUUUUUUGUAAGUAUAUUCCUGUAGGUUGUAAACAUUUUCUUGAUAUGCUGUUGUUACUUAGCACAACUCAUUAGAAAUAUGGUGCGGUUGUUGUAUAUAUAUGUAAUAGUAGAGCAGUUAUGUUGUGAGCAUAAUAAAUAUAAAUGGUUUUUCAGGCUAGAGUGAAUCUUUGGUAAAAAACGUGUUAAUAUACAUUCCAAGGACUUGCCACAGCUGCUCCCAGUUAUUUAAGAGAUAAUACUUUUAAUUCAUUGUACUACUGUGUGUUGGCCUUGUGUAUAAUAAUGUAUGUGGAGUACAUUUGGAGACAUGUAUGUCUUUUGUCAGAAUUACAGCAUUGUUGUAAAGUUGUGGAAAUAUUGACUAUUGUCUCCAAUAAAAUGUAUCAUAGCUA
Molecule: messenger RNA, 2644 nt
Organism: Homarus americanus (American lobster)
Lineage: Eukaryota; Metazoa; Arthropoda; Malacostraca; Decapoda; Nephropidae
Gene: Vha55
Product: V-type proton ATPase subunit B
Exons: 8
Coding region: 109-1578 (489 amino acids)
Biological process (GO): ATP metabolic process; proton transmembrane transport
Cellular component (GO): proton-transporting V-type ATPase, V1 domain
Molecular function (GO): ATP binding; proton-transporting ATPase activity, rotational mechanism
Source: RefSeq, a predicted model, not a curated record